GAUAAAGCGGGAGGUGUAAUAUGUAGAGUUAUAAGCUGUAUUUCCGGCGGUAUAAAUUAAGUAUAGAUUGUGUUCAAUAUUUUUUUGAAUCACAUAUAAGGAGGAAAAAUCGUUGAGUAUACAAUAUAUGAUGAGAUAAGGAGGGAGGUGUAAUAUAUGUAAAGUGAUAUUCUGUAUUUCCGACGGCCCCUGAAGGCUGCACCGGCACAGACGUGGCCGUGGUGCAGCUGCUGCGUUCAAGUGGCGCAGUGUCCCGUCUGGAGGCAGAGAGGGCGAAGUUUCACUCUCUGCAUUGCAGCCUGAGCGCUGCUGCCGGAAUCCAACACAACAAUGGCGACUCCCAGUCCUGACAGUAACUCCACAAGCUCCAGCAACAGCAGCAGCAGCAGCAGCAGCAGCAUCGUGGGAUCCACGUCGCACCAGUUCCACCAGCAGACACAGAGCAGCAGCAUGCAAGAAACCAACACCUGCUGGAGAUGUCAGAAUGAAACAGGGUUUCAGAUAAGCCUGUCUGGAGUUUCCCAAAGUAAACGUAAAGCUCUGAAGCUGAAUUUCGCCAACCCUCCAGUGAAGCCGACCUCCAGGCUCCCGAUCAAUCCGACGCCUCCCUCCUUCCAAAACCCUCACAUAGAGCGUCUGCGGACACACAGCAUGGAGUCGUCGGGGAAGCUGAAGAUCUCCCCGGAGCAGCACUGCGACUUCACGGCGGAGGACCUGAGGGACCUCGGGGAGAUCGGGCGCGGAGCGUACGGCUCCGUCAACAAGAUGGUCCACAAGCCCACGGGCCAGAUCAUGGCUGUCAAGAGGAUUCGCUCCACUGUGGACGAGAAGGAGCAGAAGCAGCUGCUGAUGGACCUGGACGUGGUGAUGAGGAGCAGCGACUGUCCCUACAUCGUUCAGUUCUACGGCGCCCUCUUCAGAGAGGGCGACUGUUGGAUCUGUAUGGAACUAAUGUCUACCUCAUUAGACAAAUUCUACAAAUAUGUAUAUUGUGCAUUAGAUGACGUCAUUCCAGAGGAAAUAUUAGGCAAAAUAACAUUAGCGACGGUUAAAGCACUGAACCACUUAAAAGAAAACUUGAAAAUAAUUCACAGAGACAUCAAACCUUCCAACAUUCUUAUGGACCGAAAGGGAAACAUCAAGCUGUGUGACUUCGGCAUCAGCGGUCAGCUGGUGGACUCCAUAGCCAAGACCAGAGAUGCCGGCUGCAGGCCGUACAUGGCGCCGGAGAGGAUAGACCCCAGCGCUUCCAGACAGGGCUACGACGUCCGGUCCGACGUGUGGAGUCUGGGAAUCACCCUGUACGAGCUCGCCACAGGAAGAUUCCCGUACCCCAAGUGGAAUAGUGUUUUUGAUCAGCUGACUCAGGUGGUGAAAGGAGAACCUCCUCAGCUCAGCAACUCAGAGGAGAGACAGUUCUCCCCCAAGUUCAUCAACUUCGUCAACCUAUGCCUUACAAAGGAUGAAUCAAAAAGGCCAAAGUACAAGGAGCUUCUGAAACACCCCUUUAUUCUGAUGUAUGAGGAGCGAUUCGUGGACGUCGCCAGCUACGUGUGUCGCAUCCUGGAUCAGAUCCCUGCCUCUCCCAUCUCUCCUAUGUAUGUGGACUGACUGAGUUAGGGCUGGGUGGGGGGGGGGGGGGGGUCACCCAUCACACAGUGGGUGGGACACUAAAGCUUUGUGAUGCGACGCUUGACAUCUUAGCCCUCAGAGUUACGUAGGAUCAUCUGUUUAUUCACUUGUUCCAAAGAACAAAGGAACCGAGUCCAAACUGCCCGGUGCAAUAAGACGAAUAUUGUUAAUCAAACUCCUCCAUCACCUCGUUCAUAUUAUCAUCCAUAUUCAGACAGAAAAACUUGAAGACAUGAUGUUGUCUUAGUAAAAAAGGAAUAGAAAUCUACAUAUAUGGUAUAAAUAUAUUUACUUGAACUCAAACACAGAAUCUACCAAAUAAAACAGACGUGACGCUCCUGACGUUAGAACAAAAACAGCCUUCUGUUGGAUUGUACAUCGUGGACUGUAUGUUUGCAUAUGUGUGUUCACCUCUGACUUGUUGACAUGUACAGAUGUAUGCCGACAGACACACACACACACACACACACACACACACACACACACACACACACACACCUUCACUCGUGGUAAAUGAGUAUGCAAAAGUGUUUCCUCAGAGCUCAUGGACGUGGUGGUGUGGCUUUACUUCUUUUUAUUUUUCUAUAUGCAAUCUGUGAGAGUUCAUCGUGACACGUGAUCGGGACGAGACAUUUCUCACAUCCACUGUGAGCCCCGGGUUUUACCUCUCGUAUGUUAUCGUCACAUUAGAGUCGAUGACUGAGCAGCUGAUUUAACGAAAGAUAAUUCAAAAACCAAGAAAAGUCGUUCAACAACAUUCGUCAGUUUUAAAAGUCUUUGCAAAGUCCUUAACGUGAUAGUUCAGGUUAUUAGACGGUGGUUCAAGUUAGAAAAAAAAACAAAUGUCAGUUGAAGUGUACACUUUAUUUUGAAAAUUUUUACCACUUAAUCUGCUGUCAAACGGCCCUUUAUUUUGGAAUUAUAUUUUCUCAACUGUUGAACUUCCAUAAUCCUACGCACUAGCGGUUCGCUCUGUCUGACUGGAGCAGCUGUAGAGUGAGGAAAGAAUACAGUUCAUCAGUUCAUAAACUGCAGUUCCAAAGUAAAGCUCCGUUUGACGUCAGAACGGGGAAAAUUUUCAAAAUAAAGCGACCACUUUAACUGAUAUUACUUUUAUUUAGUGGCUAAAACAGGUUUUUCUGCUACAACAAAGUGGCUGUCUUCAUUUUACAUUUUUUUUAUAUUUAAUUUGACUGCGUGACAUUUGAACUGAUGAGCUGAGAAACAUUUCUACACAGAAACGUGAGCACACGUUUCGUUUUAUACAUGACUGAAUUAACAUUAAACAGCUACAACUGAUAAAUUACAAAGUGUUUGUUAUUUUCACUGUGGAAAGUCGGAGCUGAAGCUAAAGAUGAAGCUAAAUUCCUCUGUGUUUUCUUCAGUUCUCUUCGCUGGUAAAAAUAACAAAAGGUUUGAUGUGAGAUUCGUUUGCAUCCGAGCUUCACAAAUCUUUGCUAACGUGGAACUGGAUCAAUUAGCUGUUACUCAAACACAAACACAAAUUGAAGAAGGAUGUGACCACAGCUAUCGUUAGCAUGUCGGAUUGGAGAUAGAAAUGGACUUGAAACUUGAUUCUGUGGUUAAACGUCUUUUUAUAAAUUGACAGACAGAAUUAUUUUAAAUUCAGAUUUAAUACAUGAGAUAAAUGUUGUUCCUUCUGAGUGUUUUAGAGAUCAACAACAAAUUUCUACGACUCGGAUGCGAUAACAGAUGAGAGACACAAACCGGGGCUCAGCCAACGUUACAUUGCCUGAUGUAAAGAAACUUUAGGACGUCAUGUCCCUCUGUGUAAAUGUGUUUGUACAUAGUUCAUGUGAUCUGCUGUUCCUGGCAGGUUCUGCUCGACCGUUGAGGCUCGUUUCUCAAACACAGACGUGAUCAGAUGAGGCGGUGAUGAGGAGGAUGAGCUUUAAUGCUCCUCAGCUGCCUGUUAAAGCACUGUACAGUUCAACUGCUCAUCCGCACCGAUCACAGCUCCGCCACGCUGCCACCCAGAGGCAAACAGCAGUAACUACAUUUCAAAGGGUUUCCUGUUGAGAGAAAAGAUAGAUGCUGCUAAACGACAAACUUGUCCACCAACCACACACCUGUCAGUAGGGGGGGGGGGGGGGGGGGGUCUCAGUCACUGCUCUUUGACCCUGAAGGUGACCGUGAACUCAGCAUGUUCCUCGUGAUUCGGCACGUCUCUCUGGCUUGCACUGAUGACAGAAUGUUUCCACGCCAAACCAUGUAUUAUCUCAGGAUGCGUCUCCAUAGUCUAGAAACACGUCCCCUCACCUGUCCUCCCGAUAGACUGACGUUUACCUGUACUGGGUCAGGUGACAGGGAAGCUGAAAACCUGAGACUAUUGAGAUCCACCCUCCGUUAUUCCCUCCCAGAAAGCCAUGUCUAGUCGGUGUUAGCUAGGUAACCAAACCAUCUGUAUGACUGAUAAACCUCCAACAGUGGGACUCUGUAGAGACUUAAUGUAAUAAAUGACUUUAAAGUAUGA
Molecule: messenger RNA, 4126 nt
Organism: Seriola aureovittata
Lineage: Eukaryota; Metazoa; Chordata; Actinopteri; Carangiformes; Carangidae
Gene: map2k4b
Product: mitogen-activated protein kinase kinase 4b
Exons: 13
Coding region: 331-1611 (426 amino acids)
Biological process (GO): MAPK cascade; protein phosphorylation
Molecular function (GO): ATP binding; JUN kinase kinase activity
Source: RefSeq, a predicted model, not a curated record